Messenger RNA from Dioszegia hungarica, 1053 nucleotides. RefSeq names its product kinase-like domain-containing protein. The transcript has a single exon. NCBI's taxonomy places the organism in Eukaryota, Fungi, Basidiomycota, Tremellomycetes, Tremellales, Bulleribasidiaceae. Gene Ontology annotation, molecular function: tau-protein kinase activity; protein serine/threonine kinase activity; ATP binding. Gene Ontology annotation, cellular component: cytoplasm. The annotation marks the transcript as partial. Gene Ontology annotation, biological process: microtubule cytoskeleton organization; intracellular signal transduction; protein phosphorylation. The record is from RefSeq and is a predicted model, not a curated record.
AUGCGUAUCCCAGGCAGGGCACCGCCGUCUAGCCGAGGGAUAGAGGGGUUGUCUUUUACAGCAGCGGGUGCGACACUGUCGCCUGAUCCUCCUCUCGCUUCGCGCCAUGCGCUCUUCAGCCAUCACCGGGUCGUCUCUUCCCCCUCGGCCCCUGUCGCCAUUACCGGUCCGGAACCCCCCUCUCCCUCCCUCUCGUCCACCUCCUCGGCCUUCUCACCAGCGUCAGCCUUCCUCUCCCGCUUCUCCUCAACCUCAUCCUCCAAACCUCUCCCAGCGGCGUCACCAGACGGGUCAGGCUCGGUCGUCCUCGGCUACACCCUCGGCAAGGUCCUCGGUCGCGGUGGUUUCUCCACCGUCCGCCUAGCCACCAACGCCCGAGGCGAGCAGUACGCCUGCAAAAUUGUCAAGCGGGACGACCUGUCAGACCGCUCCGGCUCACUCGAAAAGUUCGAGGAAGAAAUCCGUAUCCUCCAAUCUCUCCCUCGCCAUCCCUCCCUCCUCCCCCUACUCGAGAUGGAGCGCUCGGACUAUGCUACCUUUCUCAUCACGCCCGCGAUGCUCGGCGGGAACCUUCUGGAUGUUCUGCGAAGGGAAGGAGGGUCGGACCGGACGGCGCGGAAAUGGUUUCCGGGCGUAGUGGACGCCGUGGCGGCGAUGCACGAGGGGUAUGAGGGGUUUAGCGGGGGGAUGCUCCAUGGGGAUUUGAAGCUGGACAACUUUUUGGUGGAUCACGACGGGAGGGUGGUGGUGUGUGAUUUUUACAUGGCGCAGAUCAUCACCAAUACGACGGUCCCUCCUCCUGUGCGCCGACCCCGCGCGUCCGUCCCGACCCACCUCGAACCCAUCGGUCUUCCCCCUCACUUUCCUUCUGCUUCCCUCCCUUACGCCCCGCCCGAGCUCCUCUCCCAUCCCCCGACACCUCCAUGUCUCGCGCAAGACAUCUGGGCGCUCGGCGUCGUCCUUUACGCCCUCCUUACUGGCAAGCUCCCCUUUGUCGACGCGUUCGAUCCGCGGCUCCAACAGAAGAUUCUGCUCGGGCGGUGGGAAGUCCCA